Messenger RNA from Hippopotamus amphibius kiboko, 5868 nucleotides. RefSeq names its product FA core complex associated protein 100 (gene FAAP100). The record is from RefSeq and is a predicted model, not a curated record. The coding region runs from base 467 to 3274 and encodes 935 amino acids. The transcript has 10 exons. Gene Ontology annotation, biological process: interstrand cross-link repair. Gene Ontology annotation, cellular component: Fanconi anaemia nuclear complex; nucleoplasm. NCBI's taxonomy places the organism in Eukaryota, Metazoa, Chordata, Mammalia, Artiodactyla, Hippopotamidae.
UCAGGAGCGGACGGUGCGGUCCGCUCGGGGGAGACGCGCUGUGUCGGGCCGCCGCCCUCGGGGAGCCCGUGUACUGUCCCGGGUCCCGGAGCCGGACCGGCCCUCCGGAGCGCGACCUCGGGCGGGUCCAAUGGAGCCCCGGGGGAGGAAGGACGAGUGGAGAGGCCAGGCCCUUGGGCUUCCCGUGUUUGGCUUUAAAUACGCUGGCCUUCUGCCAGACCAAUCUGUGUCCACUAGCUUCACCGCAGCGGCGUGGCCCUCGGCUCAGGGCCCCGGGCUCGCGCGGAGUCCCUCAAACCGGACGCGCUGCCGCGCCCCGCCGGCUCCAGCCCCGCCCCCGCCGCGCCGCUGUACGGCGGAGGCCGGUCUGCGACCCGGGCUGCCGUAAAGCGCCGCGCCCCGCCCCCGGCACCGGCGCUGCGAGGCCCAGACCCCUCCAGUGGCCGGGCUCCCUGGCGACCCCACGAUGGCCGGACUCGCGCCGCGGGUCGAAUACCUGGCGGGCUUCAGCUGCCCGCUCGGGGGCCUGGCGGCGGGCAAGCCUCGCGUGCUCUGCCACGGGGCAGAGAUCUUCCUGUCCACCGGGAGCGAGUUGGUCUAUGUCUACGACCGGGAGGAGCGGCUGCUGAUCGCCGUGUACAAGUUUCCCGGUCAGGUGUGGGACCUGGAGCUCCUGGCCCUUCGCAGGGCGCUUUACGUUCUGUGCGCCCGGAGCGGCAUCUAUUGCUUGUCUUUGGACCAGGAUAACAGGUCUGUGAGCCGGGAUGACAAGGAUGACGGGGACGACCAGGACAGUGAGCCCCCUGACCCUGUGAUCCCAGUGCACCCAGACACCUGUGUGCUCCCAGAUGCCACGCUGCAUGCCUUCACCGUGCUCGAUGACAUGCUCGUCACCCUGGCGCAGGGCCCCACCCAGUGGAAGGUGCAGCUGUUUGAGCGUCCCUGUCCAGGGGAGGACUGCAGGCCUGGAGGCCAGAUUGGCGAGGUGGAGUUGUCCACCUGCACCCCUCCAGCUGGGAGCCUGGGGGAGCCUGCAGCCCCUAGAUUCCUCCCAGUGCUGUGCUGUGCGUCACCACCAGGCUCCAGGGCCCCACAUAGCCACCCGUGGGGCUCUGGGGGCAUCACGCUAGAGGGGGCCCUCUUUGGGCUACUCUUUGGACCCGACGCCUCCCUCCUGGAGUCGCCCGUGAUCCUCUGUGGUCUCCCUGAUGGCCAGCUCUGCUCUGUGGUCCUCAAGACUCUGGUUACCUCCAGGUUAGCCCCUGGUGAUCCGAAGGCCCUCGUCAAGAUCCUCCAUCACCUAGAGGAGCCUGUCAUCUUCAUUGGGGCCUUGAGGACAGAGCCGCUGUCCGAAGAUGUGGGAGACGCCUACUGCGACUGCGUGGUGGCGCUUGGUCACCAUGGCCGGACACUGGCCAUAAAGGCCAGCUGGGACGAGGCGGGGCAUCUGGUGCCAGAGCUGCGGGAGUACAGCCUCCCAGGGCCUGUGCUCUGUGCAGCUUGUGACAGGGGCAGCCAUGUGUACCACAGCACCCCCUCGGACCUCCGUGUAGUGGACCUGGCUCAGGAGGGCUCCCCGUGGGACCCCACACAGUGUGACGGAUUCCCAGGAGGCCUGCCCUCUUUGCUGUGUCCAGCCAGCUUGAGCAUCUGCAGCGUCACCACCCUCUCUGUGUCACCCAGGGUGCUUGAAGGCGGUGCUGAGCUCCUGGCCCUGUCUGCCAAAGGCCGGCUGAUGAUCUGCAGCCUGGACCUGCGCUCUGAGACGUCUCACCCCACCAGAGUGACCUCGGCAAAUGCUGGCCAAAAAAUUAAGGAGUUGCUGUCUGGAAUUGGCACCGUCUCUGAGAGAGUGUCUUCUCUGAAGAAGGCGGUUGACCAGCGGGACAAGGCCCUGACCUGCCUCAACGAAGCCAUGAACGUGAGCUGCGCCCUGCUGUCGAGCCGGGAGGGGCCUCGGCCCAUCUCUUGCACCAUCAGCACUGCCUGGAGCCGCCUGCAGCUGCAGGACGUGCUGACAGCCACCUGCCUGCUGGAGAAUAGCAGCGGCUUCAGCCUGGACCGGGGCUGGGCCCUGUGCAUCCAGGUGCUCCGCAGCUCCCGGGCCUUAGAACUGGACUCGGCCAUCUCGGCCGUCACCUACACCAUCCCCGUGGACCAGCUCGGCCCUGGUGGUCGGCGCGAGGUGACGCUGCCUCUGGGCCCCAGCGAGGACGGUGUGCUUGACCUGCCCGUGACCGUGUCCUGCGCACUCUUCUACAGUCUAAGGGAGGUCGUGGGUGGGGCCCUCGCCCCCACAGACCCGUUCAAGGACCCCUCUUUGGAUGAAUGCACCCCUGACGUUCUCCCUGCGCAGGAGGGCGUGUGCCUGCCCCUGAGCGAGCACACGGUGGACAUGCUGCAGGGCCUGCGGUUCCCCGGACUGGCUGCACCUCACACCCAGGCCCCGGGCUCGCUCAGCCCUGCCAGGGACCCCAUCCACACCUUCCUGGGAACGUGCUGUGGGCCGGGCAGUCAGCCGGCAGGAUCCGCGUCCCUGAGGGCCAAGUACCUGCCCCCGUCAGUGGCCACCAUCAAGGUGUCAGCAGAGCUGCUUAGGGCUGCCUUAGGGGACAGUCACGCAGGCGUGUCCCUGUGCUGUGCCACCCUGCAGUGGCUCCUCGCCGAGAAUGCCGCCGUGGACAUUGUGAGGGCCCAAGCCCUGUCCUCUGUCCAGGGAGUGGCCCCAGAUGGCACUGAUGUCCACCUCAUCAUCCGCGAGGUGGCCGUGACCGACCUGUGCCCGGCAGGGCCCAUCCAGGCCUUGGAGAUCCAGGUGGAGAGCUCCUCUCUGGCCAACAUGUGCAGGGCACACCACGCCAUCAUCGGGCGCUUUCAGAGGCUGGUCGUGGAGCAGGCCGCCCGGGGCUCCAGCCCGCCUGACCUCCGCUUGCAGUAUCUCCACCAGAUCCAGGCCAACCAUGAGCUGCUGCCACCCUUCCUUCCUGUAGACGCUGCUGCAGGAGGUACAGACCCUGCGGGACCGGCUGUGCACGGAGGACGAAGCCAGCUCCUGUGCCACCGCCCAGAGGCUCCUGCAGGUGUACAGGCAGCUCCGCAGCCCCACCCUCCUCCUGCUGUGAUGCCAGCGGCCACAGCCUCCGCACUCAACCUCGACGCCGUUGGGCCGCCUCCCACCCAGAACGUCGGGGCUGGAUCAUCAGCAUCCCUCCACUCAGAAGGCAGGCCCAGGCCGUGGCGCCCAGACUCUAGCGCAGGUGUGUCGUUGCCCUAGCAGCCUGCGGAGGCCGCAGAGACAGGGCUUUUGGCUUGAGACUCGGGAGGGUGUGUUUCAGUGGUUGUCACAUUCCCACCAUGGUGCCCAGAGGCCGGGGCUGCCCCUGUUGGCAGCACCACUGGCCCACCCACAGACCUUUCAUCCAGCACUGUCCACACCUGUCCAGCCUUGGGGCGCCUCGGCCCUGCUUCUCUGCAGCUGCUGGGGUCACCAGCUGCGAAGGUGCUCCCUGUGACCAAAGCACAAAGACUGGGGGGGGUUCCUACAGGUGCCCUGUGGCCAAAACAAAAACUAGGUGCCUCUGGCCAGGGCCACACCCAGUGCCCAGCACUGUGCAUUGUUUCCAAGGGUCCCUUGGGGCAGACAGCAGCCCCAGCGUGGCUCCGGUGCUUUUGGGGAGGGUGGCUCUCCCCCUGGACUUCACACGGUGCUUUCCUGCUAUGCGUGCAGGGCCUGUGAGGCACCCCGCCUCAAAAAGUGACCCUUUCUGUUGCUCUGCCUUGGCCUUGGCUGAUUUUUACCCCUCCUCCUUUGGUCUCAUGGCAGCUUUGACCUGGCUUCUUGGACAUGCCCUCAGCUCUGGGCCCCCAAGUCCGGGACCCUGACUGCACUGUCCAGAUGAGCCUUGAACUGGCCUCUAGUGGGCCCUGAGGCCAGCAGGAAGCCUCAACACUGGGGUGAAAUGGUCCCUGCAGGGCUAUUCAGGUCAUGAGGGUCCCUCCCCAGGAGGACAGAGGUCCCCUCCUCAUCACCCUGCAUGGAGGGAGAGGGGCUGGUGGGGUGCUCCAAGCUGGGGUCUAGGAGAGUGGGUGGUUGCCACAUGGACCCAGCACUGGAGGGUUCUUCAGGAUGGGAAGGAGGACAGAGAGGGGGGCCAGCCCACCCAGUACUGCCCUAUUCCUCCUGUCCCCAAGUUUGCUAGGAGCAGCGUGACAGCUGCCUUCUCUAAGGAUGAGCAGGUAGUCCACCUCCAGUUUCUGCAGGCUUGGGUGGUCCUUACGCAACCUGGAAGGGAGAGGGCUGCACCCCCUUAGUCCUGUCCCCGGCUGUUUCUGAGGGUCUUCUUCCUUUCACCUCCUGGAGUGCCAUGGGGGAAGAUGGAGUGGCCAGGCCAGCCCACAGGGAACCCCAAGCACUCUUCCCUGCCUCCCCUCUCCAGCCGCUGCCCUGGGCUGUGCAGGCUCCACUCAGCGAUUGUCUGAGGCCAAGUACACUGUCUGGCCAAGGUCAGCAAACAGGAGACCCUUCCUUGGCGCCCUGUGGUACACCUGAACGCUGGUGCUGGCUUCUUUCAGGCCAAGAGUGCCCAACAGAUGGGCCCCCAACCUGCCUAUCCCAUAUGCCACCAGGGGGCAGUGCAGACUGCAGCUCAGGACACUCACUCGUCCCCUCCAGGUGCAACUCCCGCAUCUGGUACUUGCAGAGUCAGUUGGAGCCCACCUUGAACUGUGUUGGCCCAUUUGGGUCCAAGCCCUUCUUAGUCCCUAAGGUGAGGGGAGGCCGGCGAAGUGGGGAGUCAGCCAAGAGGGGCUCUGGGGAGAGACUGGGGAGGGGUCCUAGCUGGUCUUCCCCACCCCCAGGAUGCCUCUCCCCUUCCUGUCCUCCCUGGCCACGUGUGUCUACGCUCCUCUGGAACUUGCUCUGCACACUUCCUUGCUUCCCUUCUUUCCCAGAGCACCUCACACUGGCCACACUCACUGGAGGGGGGGCUUCAGGCCCCAGGCAAGGGCAGGGACUGCCCAGGGUGGGGAGAGGGGUGUGGGCCCAGGGGAAGGGUCGGUGAGGUCAUCUAUAUUUGUGGUCUCCGCCUACUCCAGGCUCUAGACUUACGCUCAGGCUGUCCCCCCAGCCCUCCAUCACCCCAGUCCUCAAGGCCCAGGCCAAUCCCAAGGGGCAUGCCUCCCACCCACUCCCACCUCCAGUGGUCCAGCUUACCCAGCCCAUCCAAGAGGCACUGCCUAGGCGGGGGUCUUUGGGGACCGGCGGGGUUUUGGGUGCCAGCUGGUUUGGGGAGACACAUGGGUGAACUAUGGCCUGGUCCUGGUCAUCCACCCUUCCUAGGCUGGAUGAGGCUGGGUGGCAGCAGGCUGGUGCAGAGGCUGAGAAGGGCCCUCUCCCCCAUGGCUGGCCAUACACAGCCCCGUUUGGGAGGGGUGGGGCUCACUUCUCCAUCAGGUGCUUCCAGAAUUCCCUAAGAGUCUGCCUUUGGGGAAGGGAGCAGUGAUGUGCUCUAUGGAGACCCCAAAGACCCUCUAACCUACCUGAGGCCUGGGACCAGGCUUCUCCCAGCUGCCGCACCCCCACCCCGAUCCUGCUGAGUAGAGUGGGGGUUCCUCUCUCCCGGGCUUGCGGAGAAGGUGUGUGCCAAGGAGGGAAAUGCGGGGGUGGCAGGGGAAACAAGAGGAGGCCCUGGACUGGCUGUCCAGCAUGGGCUUGUGAGACGUUCAGUCAACUGGACCUUCCUCCCGGACAAGCCCCAACCUUGGAUUUUUCUGGGCAUACGGGAUGGCGGGGGCGGGGCCCCAGGGCGGAGGGGCCAGGGACCGCUCGAGUGCAGACCCUCCGCGCACACCCCUCCCCACCCCGCGCGG